AUAAUAUUAUCACAUCAAUCGAAAGGGAAGGUUCUUCUACGCGUAGCAGAGAAGAGAUUUUGAAGCGAUUGAUCGUUCUGAAUUCGAAUCUAUUCGGAAAAUGGAGAAGGUGAAGAAUAUUCUGAAGCCAAAGCCAAAUCCACAGCAAGAGUUGAGAGAUUGGCAGCGUAGGCUUCGCCAAGAGUGUCGGAACAUCGAGCGCCAAAUCCGCGAUAUACAGAGAGAAGAAAAAAAUGUACAGAAGGCGAUACGUGAAGCAGCCAAGAGGAACGACAUGGGCUCUGCAAAGGCACUAGCUAUGGAACUUGUGAGAUCUAGGAAAACAGUGAACCGUCUAUAUGAAAAUAAGGCACAAUUGAAUUCAAUAUCAAUGCACCUUGGAGAGAGUGUUGCAAUUGCUCGUACUGUAGGACAUUUAUCUAAAAGUGCCGAGGUUAUGAAGCUUGUCAAUAACCUCAUGAAGGCUCCUGAAAUGGCUGUGACAAUGCAACAGUUCAGCAAUGAAAUGACUAAGGCAGGAGUGAUUGAGGAAGUAGUAAAUGACGCUCUUGACACUGCACUAGAUUCUGAGGACAUAGAAGAUGAGAUAGAAGAAGAAGUUGAUAAGGUCUUAACUGCAAUAGCUGGUGAGACAGCCUCACAGCUUCCAGAAGCUGUCAGAAAAGAAAGGGUGAAGCAACCUGCACAAAGUGUCGGAUCCACAGAGGAGGAAGAGGCUAUAGCAGAGGGAGUUGAUGAUGAGGAAGAAAUGGAAGAAAUAAGGGCCCGACUUGCUAAAGUUAGGUCAUAAACACGGUUUUAGACUUUAGUCUUAACAGCCUCUAUCUUGUGCCCUGGUGUAUUGGUAGAGAGAGAUAUUGACAGGUUGGUAUUCUAUUUGUCGUAUUUUUGUUUCUAAUGGCAACCAAAAUUACUACCGGGAAAGAGAAUAGUGGGAUGGGCAGCAUCGUAUGUAAAUUACACUGAAGAUCUGGAAGUAGAUUUUCAAAGUCUAUAUAUAUGAUUAGGCGCUGAAGUUACUUCUGUAUUUCAUGCAUGGUUGGGAUUUGUUGAGUGUUCCAGAAUUGGAUAAAGCAAACAUGAGAUUAUUCCUUUUAUCCAUCUGGAUGCAUGGGAUAUUCAAUUAUUUAAAUUAAUGACCAACUUAUGGAA
Gastrolobium bilobum is the source of this 1152-nucleotide messenger RNA. Its product is annotated as vacuolar protein sorting-associated protein 24 homolog 1-like. The transcript has 6 exons. Gene Ontology annotation, biological process: endosome transport via multivesicular body sorting pathway; protein transport; late endosome to vacuole transport. The record is from RefSeq and is a predicted model, not a curated record. Lineage: Eukaryota; Viridiplantae; Streptophyta; Magnoliopsida; Fabales; Fabaceae. Bases 101 to 790 code for a protein of 229 amino acids. Gene Ontology annotation, cellular component: multivesicular body; ESCRT III complex.